UAGCGACGGGUGAAGGCAGCAACAUGAACCCUCUGACCAAAGUGAAGUUGAUCAACGAGCUGAACAAACGUGAAGCCGAGCUGGGAGUGCAAGAGAAAGUCUCCUGGCAUGCUGAGUACAGUGACAGUGCAUGGGUGUUUGUAGGGGGUUUACCGUACGAGCUCACCGAAGGAGACAUUAUCUGUGUAUUUUCACAGUACGGGGAAAUUGUGAACAUCAACCUGGUGCGUGAUAAGAAGACGGGGAAAUCCAAAGGUUUUUGCUUCAUUUGUUAUGAAGAUCAGCGAAGCACCAUUCUUGCUGUGGACAACUUUAAUGGGAUAAAGAUUAAAGGAAGGACAAUUCGUGUGGACCACGUGGCUAACUAUCGCCCUCCCAAAGACUCUGAGGAUAUUGAUGAUAUAACCAAAACUCUCCGGGAAAAAGGAUGUGGCAUUAAAACGCCUCCCAGCUCACCUGAAUCCUCCGAAGACGAGGAGGUGGAAGCGAAGAAGCACAAAAAAGUAAAAAGCAAGAAGAAGACAAAAGAAAAGAAAGAGCAUCGGAAACGUGCGAAAGAAGAGCUGCCAGCAGAUGCACCACCUGCUAAAGCCAAGAUCAAAGUGGAGAAGGAAGAUUCAGGCUAUGAACGAUAUGCUAGUGCAAGUCAGCAAACCUUGAGCUCAUCUGGGCACAAGCAUGCCAGCCGGGUAGAGCAAGAACAAGAACUCAAGUACGAGCGUGUAAGAGAGAAGUCUCGAGAGAGGGGCACAGAAAGGGGCUGGCAGGAUAAAAGAGAGAAGGGCGGAGAGAGGCGUCAGCACGAUCAGAGAGAGGAAUCUCAAGAGAGGGGCUCGCAAGAUCAGAGAGGGGGGUCUCGAGAGAAGGGCAGAGAGAGGCACUGGCAUGAUCAGAGAGAGGGAUAUCAAGAGAGGUCUCAAGAGAAGGGGAGAGAGAGGGGCCGGCAGGAUCAGAGAGAGGAAUCUCGAGAGAGGGGCUGGCAAGAUCAGAGAGGGGGGUCUCGAGAGAAGGGCAGAGAGAGGCACUGGCAUGAUCAGAGAGAGGGAUCUCAAGAGAGGGACCGGCAGGAUCAGAGAACAUCUCAUGGUGGUCGCAGCGAGGAGAAGCAUAAGAAGGUGGAUGACAGAGUGAGAGCAGCAGAAAGCAGGAGAUCCCGAGAGCGAUGGGAGAACAGUGACAAGCCGUCCAGGGAGAAGGAGUCUUCCAGAUACUACUAACCUUGU
This is a messenger RNA of Euleptes europaea (tarantolino), 1223 nucleotides long. It is a transcript of the gene RBMX2, whose product is annotated as RNA binding motif protein X-linked 2. The record is from RefSeq and is a predicted model, not a curated record. Lineage: Eukaryota; Metazoa; Chordata; Lepidosauria; Squamata; Sphaerodactylidae. Bases 24 to 1217 code for a protein of 397 amino acids. The transcript is spliced from 7 exons. Gene Ontology annotation, molecular function: RNA binding. Gene Ontology annotation, cellular component: precatalytic spliceosome; U2 snRNP; catalytic step 2 spliceosome. Gene Ontology annotation, biological process: mRNA splicing, via spliceosome.